This is a messenger RNA of Rattus rattus (black rat), 414 nucleotides long. RefSeq names its product high mobility group protein B4-like. The coding region runs from base 1 to 414 and encodes 137 amino acids. Gene Ontology annotation, molecular function: DNA binding, bending. The transcript has a single exon. Lineage: Eukaryota; Metazoa; Chordata; Mammalia; Rodentia; Muridae. Gene Ontology annotation, biological process: regulation of transcription by RNA polymerase II. The record is from RefSeq and is a predicted model, not a curated record.
AUGGGAAAAGUAAGCAACGUAAGACCGAAAGUGAACGUCUCUCCAUAUGUCCAUUUUAUGAUGGACUUAAGAAGUCAAAUGAGGGAGCAACAGCCAAACACCUAUUAUGACUUUACGGAAUUUUCUAGACAGUGUUCUGAAAAAUGGAAGACCAUCUCGAAGAAGGAAAAAAAGAAGUAUGAAGCCCUGGCCAAGCGCGACAAAGAUCGGUACCAGCGUGAAAUGAGAAACUACACCGGCCCGAGAAGGAGAGAAGAAGGAGGAUGUGAAUGCAUCUGGAAGCCCCCAUCCUCGCGUUCCCUGCUCUUCUCCCAGGACCAUUUUGACGAGAUAAAGAAAACAACGAACUGGACUGUGGGCGCAAGUGGCAAAGGCUGCAGGGAGAAUGUGGGCCAGGUGUUCGGAAGAGGAUAA